Pterocles gutturalis (yellow-throated sandgrouse) is the source of this 293-nucleotide messenger RNA. Its product is annotated as matrix metalloproteinase-16-like. Gene Ontology annotation, molecular function: zinc ion binding; metalloendopeptidase activity. The record is from RefSeq and is a predicted model, not a curated record. The annotation marks the transcript as partial. NCBI's taxonomy places the organism in Eukaryota, Metazoa, Chordata, Aves, Pterocliformes, Pteroclidae. Gene Ontology annotation, biological process: proteolysis; skeletal system development; collagen catabolic process. The transcript has 2 exons. Gene Ontology annotation, cellular component: extracellular matrix.
CCACUGCACUUGUCAUUGCAGGUAUGGUUACAAAAGUAUGGCUACCUUCCACCAACUGACCCCCGAAUGUCGGUGUUGCGCUCUGCAGAAACCAUGCAAUCCGCUAUAGCUGCCAUGCAGCAGUUCUAUGGCAUUAAUAUGACAGGAAAAGUGGACAGGAACACAAUUGACUGGAUGAAGAAGCCUCGGUGUGGUGUGCCUGACCAAACAAGAGGUAGCUCCAAAUUUAACAUUCGUCGGAAACGCUAUGCGUUAACAGGACAGAAAUGGCAACACAAACAUAUCACUUACAG